Molecule: messenger RNA, 2693 nt
Organism: Hemibagrus wyckioides
Lineage: Eukaryota; Metazoa; Chordata; Actinopteri; Siluriformes; Bagridae
Gene: mycla
Product: MYCL proto-oncogene, bHLH transcription factor a
Exons: 3
Coding region: 459-1535 (358 amino acids)
Biological process (GO): regulation of transcription by RNA polymerase II
Molecular function (GO): RNA polymerase II cis-regulatory region sequence-specific DNA binding; protein dimerization activity; DNA-binding transcription factor activity, RNA polymerase II-specific
Source: RefSeq, a predicted model, not a curated record
AACAGGGCGGUUAUGGAAACGAGCGGGCGGGGUUUAUGUGUGGGAAGGGGCGUGGUUAGUGCGAGCGAGGCUACACAAAGGCGCAGCUGUGGCGCGAAAGUGGCGCGCGGGGUGCGGUUUGUACAGGGCGCGUGCUGCUUAUUUCCAAUAGCUGUAAAUAGACGCUUUUUUUUCUUUUUUCUUUCUUUCUUUUUUUUUUUUUUUUAAAAAAAGCUGUUUGUUCAUUCUCGUUUCUAAUUAAGUUUGGAUUUAUUAAAUACAGACCCAGGAUUGUGGAGUGCUUCUUCCUCUUGCCGUUGGAGAUUUUUUUCCUCCUUUGUUCCGGAAGUUCAAUUGUUCUCGUUCUUUGUCCUUCAGCCCCGGCUUCUUCUUCUUUCUGCUCUCCUUCUUAGUCUCUUUAAUCCGAAUGGCAACAGAUUAAACGGUUGUGACUCCAGCGGUGUGUGUGUGGAUUAAACAUGGAGUGUGAUCACCACCAGCACUACUUCUACGACGAGAUGGACGGCAGGAUCGAAGACUAUUUUACAUCCACGGCGCCCAGCGAGGACAUUUGGAAGAAGUUCGAGCUGCUCCCCACGCCGCCCGUGUCCCCCUCCAGGACGUUUUCCUCAGGACGCCCGUCUUUCUCUCUGACCGCAUCGGAGCGGAGCAUGUGGGCGUCGGACGAUUGCGCUGUACUUCCUCUGAAGAAGCUGGACCAUCUGGACUUGUUUGGGAAUCUGAGCUCGGUGGUGAUUAAGGACUGCAUGUGGAGCGGCGGUUUCAACGCCACCAGAGCGGCUCCUCGAUCGGAAACUCAUCAGAACGAGCUCACACAGGUGACCGCACCACGCAUCCAGAGCGCGACGAGGCAGACGGAUGUACAGGUGACGAGGUGUGUGAACCCCGCGGCCGUCCUCAACAUGCCUGUGUCCCAGCCCAAAAAAACGCCCGCCUCCUCAGGAUCCGAGUCGCGCUCCGACUCGUCCGAUGAUGAUGAUGAUGAUGAUGAGAUCGACGUGGUGACUGUGGAGAACCGUUUGAAGAAGCGCACACGCACGCCCAUCACCAUCGCCGUGAGUGCCGACCCGUAUGGCCCACGCAAGAAGCACUUCCACAUCUCUCUGCACCGACAGCAGCACAACUACGCUGCUCCGUCUCCGGAAUCCGACGAUGAACACCACCACCACUGUGACUAUGACGAGGAGCCGCUCGGCAAGCGGGCCCGGAUCGACCCGGCGCUCUUGUCCGCGCCGUCGUCUUCCUCGUCCUCCUCUCCGGCCAGCUCCGACUCAGAAGACUCCACCGAGCAGCGCAGGAACUUCCUGGAAAGGAAGAGGAGGGACGACCUUCGAUCUCGCUUCCAGAUGCUCCGGAACGAAAUCCCGGGCCUGUCAGAGUCGGCCAAAACGUCCAAGGUGGCCAUCCUGACCCACGCCACGGAAUACCUGCUGCAGCUGCAGGCACGAGAGAGACGCCAGGCACAGGAGAGGAAGAAACUCCGAGCCAGACGACAGCUGCUGCUACGCAAACUUGGUGCCCUCAAAAAGCCGUGAACUCCUUCACAGACACGCCGUAAUUCUGGAUACAAAGAGUUAAAGAUGUGGUGGUUGGCGUACGGCGCUUAAGCUAAUUAACACACACUAUGCAAACAGCUCGAGUCAAAUUCAGAGCUGAGACAAAUACCAGCCUCGAAAAUCCCUGUGGUCAGCACAGUGAGAGCCGUGCGGGUCAAACGAAGAGAAACACCUCCUACACGCGUGUACAGACACACACACACACACACACACACACACACACACACACACACACACACAGAGCCUUAAAGCUCCAGAAACUCCUGCAGUACACAAACCAUCUGAGGAAGAAAUCCUCCUAACUCCGUCCAGAAGCAGUUCUAACAGUGUCUAACUGGAGCCUCGUCAGAUCCAGUAAUUCCCGAAGACUUCAUUUGAUUGAAGGUCACUCGGAAACCUGAGGUCAGAUGUGUGGAAUCCCAAGAUGCUGCGUUGUGUCGUGACAUGAUGGUGAGGAUGACAGUGUCGUCAGUGUUUACUCAGGACUGAAAACAGAAACACUGUGGGACAUGUGCAUGUGUCUGUCUGCUCAGUUCCUCAGAGCUGUGUGUGUGGAGGCUCCAGACCCCAAGAGUAAAACACAGGAAUUGUAAGAUUGCUUACAUUUCAGCAACUCAUGCUUGGGUAUGCUCAGAAGUGUGUGUGUGUGUGUGUGUGUGUGUGUGUGUGUGUGUGUGUGUGUGUGAGUGAUGAUUAAACUGAACAGGUGAUCAGGUGGUUGUGUCUUUACACCCGGUGUACUUUGCACAUUAGUAGCAGGAAGUGUUUGUGUUUUUGUUCUUCAUAAGAAUGAGAUGAUCCAUUAUAACCUGUGUGUGUGAUGAGAAAGUGAUGGAAUACACAAUCUCUGCUGUCUGAUGUACAGGUGUGUUUUAAUGAUGCACAUCUUUCCAUGAUUUCCUCAAUUACCUCAGGAGUGUGUAUGUGAGUGUGUGCACACACAUGCAGUUGUGAUUACUGUACCAUUUGCACAUGCUCAUUUUUUUUUUUUUUUUUUUUUGUUUGUUUUUUUGGACAACUCGAAUCUGCACAGUGGUGUAAAUACUUCGUCAUUUGUGUGUUUUUCACAUCACAGAUUCUAUUUUGCUAAAAAAAAAGAAAAGAAACUUAAAAAUAAAUGCUGCAGUUUAAAAAAUG